GCCUGGGGUGGCCACGGCUUGGGGAUAAAAUUGAUUGGUGUGUCAGCAAAAUCUGUCAUUGGCUUUGGCGAUUCAAAAGGCAGACACGUUCUCUCAUCUCUGCUAAUCCUCAUCUGAUACAGCGGAUUUUCCAGCCACUAUAUCUCCAGAAAAAAACAAAACAAGCAGUCAGAUCUGCACGCACAGCCCUUGCUCGUCGUCUGUGUGCCCCCUGCUCCGGCCUUUAUUUCCUAUUGCAACAUUUCCUGUGCUAUGGAGGGGCUGGGGGCGCUGGGGCCAGACCCCCAGGAUGGUAGGGAUCCUACAGCUCAAUGUCUCUGAGCCACCUGGUGCAAGGAAGGCCAAGGGAUGCUGAUCCUGCUUCCUCAUGUUUUUAGGGAGAAGGGAAAGCUAUAUCAAGCUUCCUUUACAGCAGAAUAUCGAAGUAGCCUGUUUUCAAUUGAAUGCUCAAAGACAAAUCUGGAAUGGCCGAAUCCCCCCUGGAACAGCUGAGAAACCAUGGAGUGCUCACAACAGAUGAACCGUGGGGCUGAGUAAGCCUACAGAGGUGGCAGCAAGCACCUUGAACAUACCCUGUGUUGUCUUUGCCUUCAGGUUCCCACAGUGGUUUAAAGAGGCAAGUACUGUAAACAUGAUGGGGGGGGGCAUGAAAGAACAGGGGUGUUUGCUGGAAAUUGGGCACAUUUACACCUGGACACUCCUUUUCCUUAUAUAAACUGUGAAGUUGAAUACUGCCUGAAACCACUUGUCUGGAACACCAAAUGGUCCAUCUGUCAGUGCUGCUUUCUCUCUUCUCUUCCUUCUCUUUUCUACAGGUUCUUAUGUGUCCUUGGCUGACCUGCAACUCACUGUGUAGCUGAAGAUGAAUUUGAGAUCCUCCUGCCCCUACUUCCUGAGUGUUGGCAUUACAGCGGUUUUCUUCGGCCUGCCCUGCACCCGGGCCACCGAGGCCUGUUUGCAGGCCUGUCCUGCGGCCUGCACGUGCCGCAGCAUGGAGCGUGGCUGCUCCGUUCAUUGCGACCGUGCUGGUCUCCUGCGGGUGCCCACUGAGUUUCCAUGCGAGGCGGUCUCCAUCGACCUGGACCGGAAUGGCCUGCGCAUGCUGGGCGAGCGGGCCUUUGGCACGCUACCGUCAUUGCGCCGCCUGUCGCUGCGCCACAACAACCUGUCCUUCAUCACGCCUGGCGCCUUCAAGGGUCUACCUCGCUUGGCCGAGCUACGCCUGGCGCACAAUGGUGAGCUGCGCUAUCUGCAUGCCCGAACCUUCGCGGCGCUCAGUCGCCUGCGCCGCCUGGACCUGGCGGCCUGCCGCCUGUUCAGCGUGCCCGAGCGUCUCCUGGCCGAGCUGCCCGCCCUGCGAGAGCUCACGGCCUUCGACAAUCUGUUCCGUCGGGUACCCGGCGCGCUCCGCGGCCUGGCUAACCUGACGCACGCGCACUUCGAGCGCAGCCGCAUCGAGGCCGUGGCCUCCAGCUCGUUGCGGGGCUUGAGGCACCUGCGCUCUCUCAGCCUGCAGGCCAACCGCGUGCGGGCUGUGCACGCCGGGGCCUUUAGCGACUGCGGAGCCCUAGAGCACCUGCUGCUCAAUGACAACCUGCUGGCCGCGCUGCCUGCCGCUGCCUUCCUAGGCCUGCGCCGCCUGCGCACACUCAAUCUGGGUGGCAACGAGCUGGGCCGAGUGGCGCGGGCCUGGUUCUCCGACCUGGCAGAGCUCGAGCUGCUUUACCUGGACCGCAACAGCAUCACUUUUGUGGAGGAAGGCGCCUUCCAGAACCUUUCGGGCCUCCUGGCCCUGCAUCUCAAUGGCAACCGCCUCACCAUGCUCUCUUGGACCGCUUUCCAGCAAGGCUUCUUUCUGGGCCACCUCUUCCUCUUCCGCAACCCUUGGCAUUGUGACUGCCAUCUGGAGUGGCUGCGCAAUUGGAUGGAGGGCUCUGGGCGUGUGGCUGAUGUGGCAUGUGCCUCCCCAGGUUCUGUGGCCGGCCUGGACCUCAGCCAGGUGGUCUUUGAGCACUCCUCUGAUGGCUUGUGUAUGGACCCCGAGGAGCUGAACUUCACCACAUCCAGCCCAGGCCCCAGUCCAGAGCCAGUGGCCACCACCGUGAGCAGGUUCAGUAGCCUCCUCUCCAAGCUGCUGGCCCCAAGGGCCCCUGUGGAGGAAGUAGCCAACACCACCUGGGAGCUGGUCAACGGCUCAAUGUAUGACAGCCUUCCCUCCCUUGGAGUGGAGGUCUUAGGCUGCAAGGCCAUGUUUCUGUUCGUCUCUUGCCUCUUGCUAACCCUAGCACAGUCUGUAGUGUUCAGCCUACAGAGGGAUUGACUUUGCCUCACUGAAGUGACCCAAACCACUUUGGUCAACAGGGGAAGGCUGACUUGGCUGUGAUUUGGAGUGUCUGUAGUGAGAAGAGAGGUAAUACGAUUGGGGUUGGUGACAAAAAUUCUUGCUCCAAAGAUAGCCCUAGGCAGAGGAGCACUCUGGGAAAUGACAUCUAAGUGGGUAUACGUUUCUGCUCUUCUCACAUGGGCAUCCAUUGAAGAAGAGAAGAAUGAACAUGCUCUCUUGGGUGGGUAGAUGAGGAAUGGAAGCUCCCGGAACUCCCAUCCUUCCACCUCCAGGCAACAAUAUCUACGAGCCCUAAAUUAAAGCGGGACUCCAUUGGCUAAGUACUAAGAACUCAUCACCUCUUCUGCUCCAGUAGCCCACUAAAUCCAAUCCAUAUCUUUUCUACCUUCUGCUCCCAGGGGCUUAGGAAUAACAAGGCUCAGGAAGGCGGACAGACCAUUAGAGAAGGAGCCUGGGAAAGAGACUGAGAUCCAAAGCAGGCGGUGGUUGCUGAGGUCUGAGGUGUUCCAUUAAGAGGAAUGGAAAACAGACUCACGUCUUUUAUACCACAAUUGAUCUCUUACUAUAGGCACUGUAAGACCUAUAGUAAGGUGUGUUUGUGGACCACAUUUAUAAAAUGCUAAAAUUAAAGUUAGACCAGUUUCUCUAAUGUAAGACUUUUCAGUCUUUCAAAUGCUAUUGUGAACUUUCAAUGUAUUGUGAACUUUCAAGGAAGAACAAAUCCUCUUUCCUGGUUCUCCUAGCUACCUGCCUUCUCAUCUCCUCAAGAAACAGCUGCCUGAGGUCUCCAGGAUGGCAAUAAACAGGAUGCCUCUCCAGCCACAUCUCUCUGAGCGUGAGCCCACCAACUCCCAGCUCUCCCCUUUCCCAUGUCGUCCCAUGCCAACAGGAAGCAGCCAGACUUGAGCUGGUGCCCCUUUAUCCAAGGAAAUGUUUGGUUGAGGGGCUUCACCUCAGUUUGCUGGCACCCCUUUAAAGCACCACCUCAGCUCCCUAACACCCCUUUAUACAAAAAAUUGGGAUUGUUUGCCUGGGGGCAUCACUCCAGCUCCUGGCAUAAGCUCCCUCCCCUAGGAGUUGCCUCAGUCCAAACUCCACCUCCAAGAAAGACUGCCAAAUGGUGAACCCUCCCUAGGGAGGGUCAAGAAAGCCUGCCAAAUGGUACCCCCCCCAGGGAAGGUUGAGACCACUCCCACAGGCUAUUUAAACUGCUAGCCAGAGAAUGAACACAUGGCCUCUGGGUUUUGCGUAGUCUUCCCCUCUCCAUGUUUCCCGGGGUGGGGGGGACUCGGGAGUAAGGCCAUCUAUUAAACAUGGGCAUCUUUUAAUUCGUUUUAAUUCACUCUAAUUGGAAUUAUUUAUGUUGGUGGAGAGACUCAAAGCAGAGAAAAUCCCUAACAAGAAGCAUAUCUCUUCUCACCAGAUGCAGGAUAGAGCAUCUCCAGCUGUUAAUAUGAAAUUAUUAUGAGCUGCUCGCAUGGAGACUGACUAAUGGCCAAGAGGGAAGAAAGCAGCAAGGACCUGGGAAGGGGAACUCAGAUUUCUCAAGGUGCAUGCCUAAGGGCAAAGGUCACCAGCACCUGUAAUGAAUGUUCAGGUACUCUGAGUGUGGGGUAUAUGAGGGUACAGAUGCCAAAUCCCACCCAGGGUCCCUGACACACUGGCGUUUCUUCGGGUGGAUGUGGAAAAGAGCUGAAGUUGACUGUCUUGUCAGCUCCGGAAUUGGCAGCUCUUUGGGCACUGGCAGGCUGCCCUCUAACUGUUGGCCCGUGGGUUGGGGGUUGUGGAUCAGUGGUAGAGUGCAUGCCUAAUAUGGGUAAGACCUGGCUUCUAUAUUCAUCACUGAAGACAACACAAAAAACUGCCCAAUCACCUCUCAUCUUAGUUCAUAAUUGCAGUAGAAUCAUUCUGAACUUAUCACAAUAGGUGCAGGUUCCUAAUGGGCCAUCAGAUGAUCAGGUCAGCAAAUGUGCCAUGUGUCUGCUAAACAGAUGCUUCAGUUUGUAGGAGGGGGUUGCUUGUUUGUCCUGGCCACCCAGAGCCCAAAUAAUCACACAGAAACUAUAUUAUUUAAAACACUGCUUGGCCCAUUAGCUCUAACUUCUUAUUGGCUAACUCUUACAUCUUAGUUUAACCCAUCUCCAUUAAUCUGUGCAUCACCAUGAGGUCGUGUCCUGCCAGUGAAGUUUUAGCACGUCUAUCUCCAGCCAGCUCCCUGACUUCUCUCUGACUCCACUCUUCUUCCUCCCAGCAUUCAACUUAGUUUUCCCUGCCUACCUAAGUUCUGCCCUGCUAUAGGUCUAGGGCAAUUUUCUUUAUUCAUUAAUGGUAAUCACAGCACACAGAGGGGACUCCCACAUCACCAGUUUGUGUCCACACUGUGAACAGUGAGGGCUGUAUUUGUCAAAGUCCUGGAAAUGUAGUCUUCACGUGCUGAGUUCCUUUCUUUGUAUAUAGAGAGUGAGUUUUCAAAACCCACACAGAUUAGGGUGCCAAGCCAUCAAUGGCAACAGUAUUUUUUCUUUUUUAAAAAUAUGAUUUUUUAAAUUCUUUGAUAAUUUCAUGCAUGCUUUGUGUGUGUUUGUGUGUGACAGGGUCUCACUAAAUAGCCGUCCUUGAAGUCAACCCCCUCAGUUGCUGGGAUUACAGGCAUGUGCUAUCAUGCCCAGCAAUAGUAUUUCUUAAUACCAAGUAGUAGUACUAAGUCAAAACUACUGCAGUGUUCAAAUAUGCUUGCCUACUGCUUGGCUGAAGGGACACUAGCCCACUCGAGCAUGUGGCUCUGGCAGGCUUGGCCCUGCUACCCAUUUCCUCUGCUUUGCUAAGAACUGUUAGAUUACAUUCCCGAAGCUAGCCUAAAGGUCUUUUUCCUUAUUUGGCCACUUCCUCCUCCUGGGGCUGACUACCAGAGUCCAGCAAUCAAAAUCCCCCUUUGGCUUACCUAAUUAACAUGCCCAAUUAAAAUUAAACACCUUACCCUAACACGAGGUUUCCUCCUUUACCUUUAUAAACUGUCAUUUGCCUAAAUCAGUCUCCUAUCUAUAUAGAGGCAGUCCUUUGUUCCUCCAGGACAAGUACCACUUCCCCUUUCCCCUUGGCCCCUUCCCCUCUCCCUUAUCCCUGUCUCCUUUACCACAGCAUCCUAGCCCAUUCUAACACGGAUCUCCC
Messenger RNA from Alexandromys fortis (reed vole), 5512 nucleotides. RefSeq names its product nyctalopin (gene Nyx). The coding region runs from base 863 to 2320 and encodes 485 amino acids. The transcript is spliced from 4 exons. The record is from RefSeq and is a predicted model, not a curated record. Gene Ontology annotation, cellular component: extracellular matrix. NCBI's taxonomy places the organism in Eukaryota, Metazoa, Chordata, Mammalia, Rodentia, Cricetidae. Gene Ontology annotation, molecular function: protein binding.